This is a messenger RNA of Rhizopus microsporus ATCC 52813, 1549 nucleotides long. Its product is annotated as uridine-cytidine kinase 1-like 1. Gene Ontology annotation, cellular component: cytoplasm. The transcript is spliced from 14 exons. Gene Ontology annotation, molecular function: ATP binding; kinase activity. NCBI's taxonomy places the organism in Eukaryota, Fungi, Mucoromycota, Mucoromycetes, Mucorales, Rhizopodaceae. The record is from RefSeq and is a predicted model, not a curated record. Bases 79 to 1485 code for a protein of 468 amino acids.
AAAAAAAAAAAAAACUUUUUCUUUUUUUCUAUACGUGUUCUUGUGUGUCUGCGUGUUUGUGUGUGUGCUUGAGUAAUUAUGAAUAACAACAAUAAGAAAACAUUACAAUUAUGUUCACAAGGAAGAAGACCUUGGUACCAUCCUGACGGAUCUAUUGCCGAUCCUUAUUUAAUUGGCAUUGCAGGUGGAAGUGCAAGUGGAAAAACAAGUGUUGCAGAGCGCGUUUUGAAAAACUUGAAUGUCCCAUGGGUUGUCAUUGUUUCUAUGGAUUCAUUCUAUAAUAUCUUGACUCCUGAACAAAGUAAAUUGGCUCAUCAAAGCUUAUUCAACUUUGAUCAUCCAUCUGCAUUCGAUUAUGAUUUACUCUAUGACACCUUGAAGAAGUUAAAGGAAGGGAAAUCAGUGACGGUACCCAUUUAUAACUUUUCUACCCACUCAAGAGAGGAAAAGACAGUGACUAUUUAUGGAGCCAAUGUGAUCAUUUUUGAAGGCAUUCUUGCAUUAUACGAUAAACGAAUUAGAGAUAUGAUGGAUGUCAAGAUCUUUGUGGAUACGGAUGCAGAUAUUCAGUUGGCAAGGCGACUACAAAGAGAUACAACCUAUAGAGGACGUGAUGUAGAAGGCAUUUUGGAUCAAUAUACUAGAUACGUUAAGCCUUCUUACGACAGUUAUGUUAGGCCCACCAUGAAAUUUGCUGAUGUGAUCAUUCCAAGAGGCUUAGAAAAUGUUAUUGCUAUCGAUUUGAUGACUAAGCACAUCCAAACACAAUUAAACGAGAAUGUCAUUAACUUCCGUUGGAAUCUAUUAGAUACACCUGUCAAAGAAGAAGUACCCAGCAACGUCCAUGUGUUGCCAACGACAAACCAAAUCAAAGGCAUUCAUACCAUCCUGAGAGAUCACAAUACAGAAAGAGACGAGUUCGUGUUUUAUGCUGACCGAUUGGCUGUCUUGUUGAUGGAAUACGCAAUCAAUUUGCUUCCUUCAGAGCCAUUAACUGUGACAACCCCUAUAGGUGCAAAGUAUGAAGGAUUAAGAUAUAGCCAAAAGAUCUGUGGUGUCUCCAUCCUUCGUGCUGGUGGAACCAUGGAGGCAGGCUUAAAACGUGUAUUCAGUGACGCUGUCAUUGGAAAAUUAUUGAUCCAGACAAAUCCAAAUACUGGGGACCCAGAACUUCAUUACUGCAAAUUACCUAAUAGCGCGAGGGAUCACAAUGUUGUCCUGAUGGAUGCUAUGGUUGGAACAGGAGCUGCUGCUUUAAUGGCAAUACGUGUCCUACUGGAUCACGAAGUCCCUGAGGAUCGAAUCAUUUUUGUGUCUUUUCUUGCUGCACAAAUCGGACUGACUGUAAUUAAUAAUGCAUUUCCUCGUGUGAAGAUCGUGACAUCUAUGGUGGAUCCAGACCUUAACAAGGAAAAACUUUGGAUUGUACCUGGCAUUGGUAAUUUUGGAGAUCGCUACUUUGGUACUGAAGAAGAUGAAGAAUAAACAAAGAUACACACACAAAAAAAAAGAAAGUACUUUUUCAUGUUUUUUUUUAUAAGUUACAAAA